AAACGACAAAAAAGAAAGGAAACGGAGUGAUCAAGAACUAUAGAAAAAAAAAAUAAAUAAUAAGAGGAGAAAAUUAUAAUUUAAAAUUAAGAAACACUAUGUAUCUAACUUUUACAUCAUAAAAGGAAUCAUUAAAUAAUGAUGUCUAAAGACUGACUGAGGUCAUUUUUCCGUCAAAAAAAACGCUUUCGUACAAAUGUUUCCUAACACUGAAUGUGCUUAGAACUCAAUAGUAGAAUUAAUCUCAACUGUGUUGGAGUGAAGUUCAUUCAACCUUUUUGAAAAAAGAGAAAAAAAAACAGAAAAAAACAAUCUAUGCACAGAACUAGAUUGAAUAGAUUAUUCCAGUUUCCUUUGAAUUUUAUCAUAGUAUAUAUUUUGCUGAAUUUUGCCUUACGGCAUAAUACCAAUGCUGAACACUACAAAACACCGACAACUACAAAUGGCUGGAACACAGAUUCUGUUGAAUUUAAUCCUCCUGAGCUGCCAAUAAAUAUUAUCUUUAUUUAUUUAACAAUAAUUCAAUUAAAACUUAAAGACCAGCGGGUUUUCUGGCUGUUGACAUUCGUUGUUCUUUUACAGAUAACCUUCAGCCGCCUGAUUAUACCAUUACUAGAUGAUAUAAUGAAGAAGGUGGAGGAUAUUAAAGCCUGCCUGAAAUAUAUUCAUCAUAAGGCAUAUACUUGUCUAAUUCAUGUGGAUAAUUCUUUGAAAUUCCCUAUUGCCGAAGCUAGGAUGCAGACGCCGGCUGGAAUGCCUAAACGACCGGAAUAUUUCACUUCGUAUGAACAAAUGGUGGAUUACUUAGCAGCAUUAAAUCAAUAUUAUCAAGUAUUUGGUCGUUCAAGAUAUGGCUAAAGAUCCAAAUAUUUCAUAGAAGAUGCAGCAUUAUAUCAAAAGAAAAUGUCCAACAAACUUGCGUUCAAUAUCUGUUGAACAGUUUCGCGGGAAAAUAAAAUUCAAAACUUGUAUGCAAUGCAUAUAUUAAAAAAGAAUAAGUUAUAAUAAAUGCAAUUCAUGCCUACUUACUUGUGCCUUGUCUUUUUUUCUUUAUUGAAUUACGCCUACUUUAAUUAAAA
This is a messenger RNA of Trichobilharzia szidati, 1079 nucleotides long. The record is from the annotation of a GenBank genome assembly. NCBI's taxonomy places the organism in Eukaryota, Metazoa, Platyhelminthes, Trematoda, Strigeidida, Schistosomatidae.